AGUCUGAAGUCUGAACGUUGAGCAUCGCUCUUUGAACAAUGUUCUGAAACCAAAAUACUGUGUUCGCUUUUUUAUUAACUUUACUGUAGUGUAGUUAAGUUUUGAUAACAGUAUUUAAAGAAACGUGUUGUGUCUUGUUUCGAUAGUGGGUGUUUGUAGAGCGAUGGUGUUUAUGUUAAGGUGAAAGUGAUAUCGCAGUGCAGUGAGGACGAAGGUACAAGGAUGGGCGUGGGUCUGCAGCCGCUGGAGUUCACCGAGUGCCUUCAGGAUAGCCCGCACUUCCGCGAAAACCUGCAAAGGCACGAGAAGGAGCUCGAGCGCACCAGCCAGCAGAUCAAACGACUCAUCAAGGAGGUCAAGGAUGUCGUCCAAGCGGCCAAACGGCUGGGCGCGGCGCAGCUGGCGCUGGCAAGCAGCAUGGAGCAGUUCGAGUUCGCGUGUAUCGGCGCGUCCAUGACGGAGGACGAGCGCGUCAUCAGCCACUCGCUGCAGCACUUCGCGCACCUCAUCCGCACCAUCGAGGACGAGCGCGACCGCAUGUUGGGUCGAGCGCAUGAGCAGAUAAUCCAGCCGCUGGAGAAGUUCCGCAAGGAGCACAUCGGCGCUGUCAAGGAGGGAAAGAAGAAAUUCGACAAGAAGACUGCCAAAUUUUGCCAGAGUCAGGAGCGGACCUUAUCGCUGUCCACCAAAAAACAAGAGAAUGUUUUCCAAGAGGCGGACGCGGCGAUGGAGAUGGCGGAGCGCGACUUCUGCCAGGCGUCGCUCGAGUACGUGUUCCAGCUGCAGGCCGUGCAGGAGCGCGAGAAGUUCGAGCUUGUGGAGACGCUGCUCGGCUUCGUGUUCGGCUGGUGGACCUUCCAUCACACCGCGCACGACGUGCACCACGACGCCGAGCCGCUUGUGCGCGAUCUGCAGCUGCGCAUCCAGCGUGUGAGUGCGCAC
This is a messenger RNA of Zerene cesonia (dogface butterfly), 942 nucleotides long. Its product is annotated as rho GTPase-activating protein 26-like. The annotation marks the transcript as partial. The transcript has 5 exons. The record is from RefSeq and is a predicted model, not a curated record. Gene Ontology annotation, molecular function: protein binding; GTPase activator activity. NCBI's taxonomy places the organism in Eukaryota, Metazoa, Arthropoda, Insecta, Lepidoptera, Pieridae. Gene Ontology annotation, cellular component: cytoplasm.